Aplysia californica (California sea hare) is the source of this 1851-nucleotide messenger RNA. RefSeq names its product lysine-specific demethylase 8. Gene Ontology annotation, molecular function: 2-oxoglutarate-dependent dioxygenase activity. Bases 626 to 1651 code for a protein of 341 amino acids. NCBI's taxonomy places the organism in Eukaryota, Metazoa, Mollusca, Gastropoda, Aplysiida, Aplysiidae. The transcript is spliced from 4 exons. The record is from RefSeq and is a predicted model, not a curated record.
AGCACAGAUAUUUCUUUUUCAACUUUUUGUGAGAUCACCCCGUGAGGUCAUGAAGCAGUCACAAAUUAUUUGCGUUUGGAGUAAAAACUAUUUGUGGGUUGAAUCAGUUAGGGUCGAACUUGAAAGUAACGGUGUAGCAAACAUAGGCCUACGUAUUAUUAUCCAGUCAACUGCACAACGACAAAAUCCUGGGUUUGUUAACCUUCUAAAAAUAGGGUCUAUAUCUAUACCUCUUUAGUUCAGAGAAAGUAGUGUUAUGGGUUUCUUUCCUUUUAUUCAAUUCCAGAUGAUAUUCAUUUCAAGAAACGUGGUUGAUUUUAUUAUUUUAAUUCAUAACGGAAGGUAAAUUUUUUAUUGUGUCAAUUUACAUUCUGGAAACGAUCAAAGACUACCCAAGUCACAGAACCCAAUACAAUCCACAGCUAUAUUAGUUAUAGGCCUAUUAGGUGCUCUAUGUAAUGGUAUUAAGCCUGUGACUGAUAAUGACGACUGCGUGAAUUUCAAAACUAGAUUUUGAAUAUAAGAGUUUUUAAUGUUUUGUUCAUUGAGCCUUUAACAUCUAUAUACAUGUAUGUUGAAACAUUUCUAAUUUGUUCACUUUGUCCAUGUAUGUCCAAGAGUGGAAAUGAGCUCUAAACACGAGCUGAACGCAACAGUGAAGACAUGGAUAAUGACAACACUGACAGUCACCAUAAUGUCCAUGAGACACGGACAGAUUAAAGAUAACGACGUCGCCCAUCCCAAAGGCCAUCUCAGAUCCUUCGGCAGCAGCGGAACUAUCAGACUGGUGAACUUUACUUCAGGGUUCCCCGAGACCCGACCCUUCCUGGAGGAUUACAUCAUCUCAUCGGAACCGUUGCUCAUGAGAGGAGCCCAGGCAUUGUUCGCAGCCUAUGACAAAUGGACUGACGAAUACCUCGCCCACACAGUUACUCAAGGCGAUGCCGCGUUUGUCUGGUGCGAGACCCAGAAAAAGGAAGCAAGGAGCUUGCCGCCAAAAUUCAUGAGUUUUUCUCGGUUCCUGAAGAUCUAUAAUGUCUCCGAUUUAUACGUCGUCGACACAGUUCCUGAAGUGCUGGCCCAUGAUGUAGUACUACCUUGCCCAUUACAGUGUCCGGCUCUGAAGCUAGCUGUGGACACUUCCUUUCUUUGGUUUAGCAGCGGUGGCACCAAGUCUGUGGUUCACGUGGACAGUUACGAAAACAUUCUGUGUGUGCUGAGGGGGAGCAAGACGGUGACCAUGGUUAGCACUGCAGGUGGCCUGGACAAGUUUCCCUUCCAACCCGAUGGAUCGAUAGAGAUAGACGUGGAAAAAGUGGAUCUACACAAGUUUUCUGUGUUUGCGGAAGUGGAGUUUGUGGUGGCCCACUUGUCUGUUGGAGACUGUCUCUAUAUCCCAACGCACUGGAUACACCAGGUCAACUCUUCGGGCAGCAACAUCGCUGUGAAUGUCUGGUGGGGCCGUGAACCCAGUGUGAGGGUAGCCGAAACCGGUGCGUGUCACGACCACGUGACCUGUGACCCCUCCCUGACGCUAGAUACGGUCACAUGGCCCUGGUCUGGAGAUGAUGCCUUAGACGGAACUUGUCAGGCAGUGUCAAUUAACGAUGAUGUUUGUUAUCAAGAAACAUUAUUUAGAGGAAUGUAUUAGUUUAAUUUUAUCUUUUCAGUAGCUAACAUCAAAGACCGUGUUGUGGAGUAUCUUUGCCAAGGAGGUUACAGUUUUCUUAUAAGGUCCUUGAUCUUUGCUAACAGCAUGCGUGCUUGACACCAAAGACUAACUGCUCACUUUCCAAAAUUGAUUCGAUGUCACGUAGGCCUACUGGUAUAAAAUUAUUUUGUGAAAUACGA